CUAAGCCCGGUGGAAACAGAGCAGGCUAACGUGGGGUUAAAAUGCAGGGCACAAGUAGGGAGGAGUUAGACACGACAGGGAAAGCUCAGGCAAAGGGGGAACUGGAGAGAACAACAGCCGGUUUGAUCAGCCUGCAGCUUUCUCCCUGCACACAGACAGCGGGGGGGCUUGCCGGCGCGGCUGAACAAUACCCCAGCACUUGCCGGAGCCCUGGGAGAAGCCCCUCUUUCCAGACAGCAGCAUUGCCGCUCCAGGAGGUCGCUCUGGUUUUACGAGACAGUUUGUGCUUCUGGGCCCUCGGACCUGAUCCCCCACCCGGCUCACGUGGUGUCAAUAACGAGGCACUGGUGUAUGAAGUCAGAGGCUGGAUGCUUCCUGCCAGGGGCAUGAAUGAGACAGAAAGGCCUGGGGUCGGGGCUCAUCCCCUGCUGGGAUAAGGACACCCCCGGGGAGCAGCCAUGGCUGCAGGGCCGGGGGCAGAGGGGGUCCUGGACCUGCAGUUUCAGAUCCAGGUGGAGCAGUCGGUGUGCCCCGCUGGGCUGACGGAGCAGCAGGUCUCAGCUGGGCCCGAGCCAGAUGUGGGAUUGGAGCGGUCGGGCGGGCUGCCUAUUGUGGUGCAGUCCGGCACCAUUGGGGAGCUGCUGAGAUGGGUGGCGCCGCAGCAGGCCCAGUAUGCGUCGCAGAAGGAGAUGCUGCAGCACUGGGAGGACGUCUGGCAGGAGGUGCUGCAGGCUCUGCGCAUCCUCCCGGAGGUGGGGCCGGCUCCAGCCUGCGCCCUCAGGCAUGGAGAACCAGAGCUGUUGCCUCCUCCCGGAGUUGUGCCAGCACCGACUUGUGCACAUAGGUGUGAAAACCCCACCUCCCAGGGGGACAGUGAGUCACCCAGGGGUCUGGAGCAGGCUGGGAUCGAGCUGCUGGAGGAGACGGCACCGUGUCGAGAGGAGCAGCUGUCAGCCACGCAGACCCCUGCCGAGGUUAAGCCAACUCCAGCACCUGCAUGGAGAACCCUGGAGCUGCCACAGCUGGCCCCAGAGGACGAUAUCGAGGCCUAUCUGGCCACCUUUGAGCAGGUGGCUGACGCCUGCCAGUGGCCGAGAGGGGAAUGGACAACCCGACUGGAGCUGUACCUCACCGGGAAAGCCCAGUUGGCCUAUGGCAGCCUGGACAUCACAGAGACAAGUGACUAUGGGAAGGUGAAGGCCACCAUCCUGCAUCGCUAUGGCAUCAGCCCAGAGACACAGCGCAGGCGCUUCAGGGAAUUCUGCUACCAGGAGGCCGAGGGGCCCCGGGAGGCUUACAGCCGCCUCCGGGAGCUCUGCCAUCGCUGGCUGGAGCCGCAGAGCCGCACCAAGGAGCAGAUCUUGGAGCUGCUGAUCCUGGAACAGUUCCUGACCAUCCUGCCGGAGGAAAUGCAGGACUGGGUCUGGGAAUGUGGUCCUGAUACCGGCGCCCAAGCGGUGGCCCUGGCAGAGGGGUUCCAGGUGGGGCAGCCAGAGGCCCAGUGGCUGGGGCUACAGAUGCCAGUGCAGUUCAAGGACGUGGCUGUGACUCUGACUGAGGCAGAGUGGUUGCUGUUGGAUGAGGAGCAGAGGCAGCUGUAUGAGACUGUCAUGCAGGAGAAUUACCGGAGCAUUAGCUCACUGGGUUGUCCGGUUCGCAAACCCGCCCUGAUCUCUCAGCUGGAGCGAGGGGAGGAGCCGUGCAUCCCAGAUCCCCCAGCCCCUGAGGAGCAGGAGACCCAGAGGGACGUCCCAACAGACACCGAGGAGCUGGCUGUGCUGCACCCGCCCCCUCCCCUGAGCAGGGAACAGCUGUCCCCUCCUGUGUGCCAGGAACAGCUGCCCCCUGCUCCUGACAGGGAACAGCUGCCCCUUCCUGUGUGCCGGGAACAGCCGCCCCCUCCCCUGAGCAGGGAACAGCUGCCCCCUCCUGUGUGCCAGGAACAGCUGCCCCCUCCCCUGAGCAGAGAACAGCCGUCCCCUCGUGUGUGCUGGGAACGGCCGCCCCCUCCCCUGAGCAGGGACCAGCCGCCCUCCACUCCUGGCAGGGAACAUCCAUCCCCUCCUAUGCACAAGGAACAGCCACUCUCUCCUCUGUGCAUGGAACAGCUGCUUCCUGCCCUGCCCAGGACACAGCCACACCCCACUCUCCGCCAGGCACAGCAGCCCCCUCUGUCGUCGCCCGUCAAUUCCUGCUGCAAGAACCUGAUCAUGGGAGGCUCCCCCACUAGCAAUAGCCUGCCCCAGUCUAAGAGGUGCAACCAGUGCCCUGAGUGUGGCCGGGGCUUCAGACAGAGCUCAGACCUGCAGCGGCACCGGCGCAUCCACACGGGAGAGAAGCCUUUCCACUGCCCGGUGUGCGAGAAGAGCUUCCGGCUGCAGUCCAACCUGAUUGUGCACCACCGUACGCACACUGGGGAGCGGCCCUACCAGUGCGGGGAGUGCGGCCGCGCCUUCUCGCAGAGUUCCACCCUCCGGACCCACAGUAAGAUCCACUUGGGCCAGAAACCCUAUGUUUGCUCUGUGUGCGGCAAGAGCUUCCACCACAACUCAAAUCUUGUCCUCCACCAACGCACCCACACUGGCGAGCGGCCCUAUGAGUGCAGUGUCUGCGCCAAGCGCUUCAGUGACCGCUCCACUCUGGCUCAGCACCGACGCGUCCACACGGGUGAGCGCCCCUACACCUGCUCCGAGUGUGGCAAGUGCUUCAGUCAGGCCUCACACUUGGUCAAACACCGACGCACCCAUGCAGUCCCCUGCACUGUGCUGGCCAGGGACACAGCUGUCCCCCAAAACAGGCCUGGCACAGGGGAGAAGAGAGACACUCCUAGGCACAGACCAGACAGUGGGGUGGAAAGAGCCACCCCCAGAGACAGGCCAGACGAGGACAGAGCUCCUCCCAGACAUGGGCCGGGAAUGGGGGAUGAGAGAGCCACUCCCCAAAAUGGCCCUGGCACAAGAGAGGAGAGAGACACCCCCAGACAUGGGCUGGGCACAGGGGAGGAAAGACAGCAUGGAAAGAUGUGCUGUCUCUGAAGAUGUUUUGGCAGGGAGAAGGAGAGAGAGGCCUCAAAAGACACAUCAGCCACAAGGAAGGACGCAGCUACCACCAAUCACACACCGGCAUAGGUACGGAGAAAGCAGCAACAAAAAUCACGUUGGCUGCAGGGAAGAAAAGGUUGACCCCCAAACCUGGGGCUGAUGAGAGGAGAGCUGCCCCUCAAAAUGGCCCGGGCAGGGGGAGGACAGAGCCACCCCAGGCCAUGCCGCAAAGAAUGCCAAACAAAAGAUGCACCAGCGGUGGAUGAGGAGAGAGCAACCCUGAAAGAUGCACUGAGGGCAGCGAAAGACAAAGCAGCAACAAAAGAUGCAUCAGUAGAGGGGAAGGGAGAGUCACCCAGAAACUUGCUUCAGAGGGAGAGGAGAGAGAGGCCUCAAGAGACACAAUGGCCAUGGGGAAGGGGAGAGCCACCCCCAAACCCGCACUGGCCAUGGGGAAGGGGAGAGCUGCCUUGAAACGUGCUCCAGGGACACAAGGCCCAGACUUCAGGGGAGCCCUCUCAUGUCACUGCAUGGUAUGGACAGGGAUGACUCAUGGGGGGCAGAGACUGUGGGGAGCCCUGUCACUGAGCAGUAGGGUUGGGGCUGGCUCGUAGGAACAUGCAUUAAGCUGGGGGUUCACAGACCAGGUGUGAAACCCCAUCAAUGUGCAGGAGGGCAGUAAUGCCAAUGCCAUAAGCUCACACUUAGGCAGCAAUGGAGAAGCCGGCCUGGCGUGGGAUGCACUAACGGCUCGGAGAGGAUGGGCAGCACGAAGGCACUUCUGGCACCGCAGAGAGGCCCUGCUGGACCCGGAGCUGGUGGAGCGAAUGGCUGGCACUUAACAUGCAACUACAGACAUCUCUGUGGGGGGAGCUAAAACCUGCUAAAAACAGAAAUAUGUUCAGGUUCUUGCCAGAAAUGGUCUGUUAUCAGGUGUUUGGUUUUCCAACAGAAAGUAGCUCUGUAGUGCAGUGAGUGGAUGUCCCCUCCCCAAGUCCCCCAGAGCACAAUUGUAGAGGUGUCCAGGAUGAGUGGGGGACGAUGUUACAGAGGUGGCAAAAGGGACUGUCACAGGGUCACUCACCACAUAGGCGCCUCCUGCUGGCCAUUUUGGGAAUUAGCUCAGUCCCAGCAGGUGCGCCCUCGGGUGGUGGUGGGUCUCCCGUCCUCGUCUCUGCUUGCAGGCCCGGUAUGGCUCCUUUCUGCUCGGCAUCUAUUUUGUGGCACAGCCCCCUGGCUGUGUCACCAUCCGUUUUCCCCCCCUUCUGGGGAACUCGUCCAACAAGAGUCCAGCCACUCCUCGCAGUGGCUUGGCAGUCCACAGCUGGGCCACUCUUUCAGCAGCUAGUGGGGGGGGGCAGGCCCUCCCACUCCUCCGGGCCCCAGCCCAGGGACCCUGCAAACAGCAGCUUCUUGGUGCCUCUUCCUGCCAGCCCACUGUCUCUAUUCCCUGAGCCACUUCCCGCAGCCUCAGUUCCUUCUGCUCCUGCCUCUGGCUCCAGCUCAUGUGCCCUCUUCCCAGAGCCUUGAGCCUGUAAAUCCUGGCAGCCCAUCAGGAGCUCUCCCUAGCUUCCCCGGUCCCUGCUAGCACCUGCCCUUCCCCAGGUGCUGGUCUCUCUGUAGCCAGUGUGGGGCAGGUCCCCUGUCACAGGGACAUACAGAGGAUACACCAUCUUUCUCCUGCUCUUAAGCAGAGGGGACCACUGGGCCCUCUAAGAUACCUCACAGGCAUCCACAUCACCAGCAUCAGCAGAGCUUCCCAGUUACGAGAGCAAGCAAACCAUUUGCUUUCUAAAUAAAUUCAUAGCCUAGGCUCCACAAUAACCUUAACUCUGACCCCAACCCAACUCAUGAGACUAUGAUACCAUGUGUCAUGACAUACUAGUGGCUUAUGAAGCUUCAGGGAGUAAGUGAGGCUGUUCUCAUGCUGCUUCUGCAUGUGCCUGAAUUGAGAGGUGAGGUGUUUGGGUUUGUUGCUGUCGCUGAGGCUGAAGUGGACACAGGGUCCAUGCAGAGGCCGGUGGGUUGUUGCUUCGAUCUACAACACAGUUGUUGAUGGAAUUUCCAAUGUGAGUAUCCAAAUCCUUCAAUUCAGAGCUAAGAUUGUUUUGAGGACCCUUAACUAUGUAUUUCUUGACUUUCAAAACUUUAUACUGCAGUAUGUGCAGAACCUGGCUAAGAGAUGGCAAUACAAGGACGAUUGUGAGGAGGACAUGGACACAGACGUUCCUGAAAGCACGGGAUGUGGCAACUGGGACAUCAUGGUGGCAGUGGGGCUGGCUGAUACAGUGGAACGUCGAUUCUGGGCCCGUCAAACAAGCACAGACUGGUGGGACUGCAUAGUGUUGCAGGUAUGGGAUGAUUCCCAGUGGCUGCAAAACUUUCGCAUGCGUAAGGCCACUUUCCUGGAACUCUGUGAGUUGCUUUCCCCCACCCUGA
Molecule: messenger RNA, 5480 nt
Organism: Chrysemys picta bellii (western painted turtle)
Lineage: Eukaryota; Metazoa; Chordata; Testudines; Emydidae
Source: RefSeq, a predicted model, not a curated record